Myripristis murdjan (pinecone soldierfish) is the source of this 1110-nucleotide messenger RNA. It is a transcript of the gene marchf11, whose product is annotated as membrane-associated ring finger (C3HC4) 11. Gene Ontology annotation, biological process: protein ubiquitination. Lineage: Eukaryota; Metazoa; Chordata; Actinopteri; Holocentriformes; Holocentridae. Gene Ontology annotation, molecular function: ubiquitin-protein transferase activity; zinc ion binding. The transcript is spliced from 4 exons. The record is from RefSeq and is a predicted model, not a curated record. The coding region runs from base 1 to 1110 and encodes 369 amino acids.
AUGAGCGCAGAGGAGGGAGAGGCGGGUCCAGCUUGUACGGAGGCGAGGAGGGGAGAGCCGCAGGGAGGCGCCACCACAACCCACCACACCUGGGAGGAAGGCGAACCGCACGGCUCGCAAGGACAUCCGCACCCCGGUGAUGAGGAGGAGGAUGAUGAUGAGGAGGAGGCGAAGGAGGAGGAGGGGGAGGAGGCGGUGGGAGAGGAGGGGAAGGAAGAGGAGGGCGGCGGGGAGGACCGAGGCAGGGACGCAUGUGUGGACGCAUGUGGGGGACGCGCACGGAAAUUCAAUGUGGAGAAUAACGGGGGGGAUUUUUCCAGCGAGGAGGGGGUGGUCGGGGGGAGAUGCUGCAAGGCGCAGGCGAUGCAUUCAAACUGCAGCAGUGAAACCUGCAUCCCCACUCCCAGCUGUCGGAUAUGCUUUCAAGGCGCAGAGCAGGGCGACCUGCUGAACCCGUGUCGGUGUGACGGCUCGGUCCGCUACACACACCAGCACUGCCUGCUGAAGUGGAUCAGCGAGCGAGGCUGCUGGACCUGCGAGCUCUGCUGCUACCGCUUCCACGUCAUCGCCAUCAACAUGAAGAGACCGUGGCAGUGGCAGUCCAUCACCAUCACGCUGGUGGAGAAGGUGCAGAUCAUCGCUGUGUUCCUCGGCUCGCUCUUCCUGCUGGCCAGCAUCUCCUGGCUGCUGUGGUCGGCUCUCAGCCCGCAGGCCGUCUGGCAGCGCCGCGACGUGCUCUUCCAGAUCUGCUACGGCAUGUACGGCUUCAUGGACCUCGUCUGCGUCGGCCUGAUUGUCCACGAGGGGGCGGCGGUGCACAAUGUCUUCAUGCGCUGGCGAGCCGUCAACCUGCACUGGGACGUCCAGAGCUACGACAAGGCGACAGACAUGGAGGAAACGAGCACCGGCCACUCCUCAAUGGCCCCCCGAACGCUGUGGCUGCCCCUGGCCACCCUGGGGCCCGACGGCCCCCUGCACCCCACCCAGCUGGGGUCGCAGCCCUGGUCCUGCCUAUGUUUCCCCCCCUUCUGCCCCGGGCUGCUGCCCCAAAACGGCCUCGGACAGGACCACGACUCAGGAGAGGUCGUCAUCCGCGUGACGUCAGUGUGA